AUGACUAGUAGCAUUCUCCCUACGGUCAGAGAAGUAAACGAAUGGAGUUUCCAAAAACUUGGUAAAUUUUUGAAAUCGAAAGAAAUUAAUGAUGAAGAUAUUAAAAUUAUCAUCGACGAACAAAAGGUCGAUGGUUCAUCCUUUCUUGGGAUUACCGCAAUAUCUCUUGAAAGAUGGGGAAUUCUAGGUGGACCAGCUUUAAAAAUCGAAAAACUGGUCAAAGAAAUUCAAUGUGGCACAAAACCAUUUACCGAGGAUCAGGAUGUAUCGGUAUCCUUUCUUAUCGAUAAUUCAAAUUUUCUCAAUCAAGGCAAAGAUAUUUUGAAGCGUGAGGAGAAAACUAACAUAAAUAAUGUGCGCGUUGAUUAUGAUCGAUUACGAACUAUAAUAUUAAAUGGGAGAAAAUUAAGUGGUCCUGCAGAAAUAUUUUACUCUAGCAAAAACUCUCAUUAUAAGCUUUGGGAAAAACUUAAAGAUCAAGAUUUUGAAGUUAAAGCACUUGAAAAAAGAGUGAAUACAACAUUGGUUGCACGAGGAAUGAAAUUCAUAUAUACUAAGGAUCCCGGAACAUUAGUUAUAGUAGCAGGUGAUAGUGAUUACUCACCAUUAGUUGAAAACGCUCUGGAAAAAGGGUGGAAAGUUGAAAUAUGGUACUGGUCAUCAGGAUUAUCUGAAGAAUUAAGAAUUGGUGAUAAAUUUGGAAGGAAUUAUAGUUUUCAUAAUCUAGAUUAUGAGUAUAAAAAAUUUGUAUAUGCACGUGGACCAGAAGCUCAUCGGAAAUUUACUCUUGAAAUCGAACAUGAGUGGGUUAAGGAUUUGAGAGAUGAAAAUUUAUUGAGCAUUUUCGUUUUGAUGGAUUUAUUUGGGUGGUGGCAUUGGACCAAGGAUGAUCAUUUAUUGGUUUAUGUUAAUACGUUAAAACAAAAGGAGGAGGUAGAAAAUUGGUUUGAACAAACCAAACAACAUUUUGAAUUAGCUAAAAAACAAUUCGACUCAACUAAAACGCCUAAACAAAUUAUUGAAUCUCUAAGGGGGUUGAUUUAUGCUUUAGAUAAUAGAUUUAAAAAUCCUAGUAGCUAUGAUUUAGGGCUGUGA
Funneliformis geosporum is the source of this 1095-nucleotide messenger RNA. NCBI's taxonomy places the organism in Eukaryota, Fungi, Glomeromycota, Glomeromycetes, Glomerales, Glomeraceae. The record is from the annotation of a GenBank genome assembly.